Molecule: messenger RNA, 549 nt
Organism: Penicillium verrucosum
Lineage: Eukaryota; Fungi; Ascomycota; Eurotiomycetes; Eurotiales; Aspergillaceae
Exons: 4
Coding region: 1-549 (182 amino acids)
Source: RefSeq, a predicted model, not a curated record
AUGAUUGUCUCGUCAGGGUGGCAGUCCGUCUGGCUCCUUCCUCGCCAAGGCAAACCUUCAUCUACACAACACGAGCGAAGACAACAUCCCAAGCACAUCGCCACUAUACCAGAUGAAUACCAGCUAGAGCUUCUAUCCGAGAUACAAGAGCGAAGAACUGCAAGACUAGCUCGGCUAGAGGAAAUCCAACAACGGGCGACAACCGUAAUACGCGACUUACGCGUGCUCGUGGCGCGUUAUGCCCGUGGUUACCAGGGUCCAUAUCGCCAAUUCAUAUGGAUGUUGGAGCAUGAACUAAGAACUAUUAUCAUCGAGAUAAUCGCAUUAUCGGCCGAGGAAGAGAUUGACCGGCAGAUAGAAGGGCAGGCGCAUCAAAAAGGAUUCACCAGUGGAAGGUCGCACGCAACCAAGAAAUUCCCUACAUCCAGGAUGGGUCGGUUAACCGAAUCUUCUGACGAGUCCUCCACCGAAGCAUCUCGACUACAAAACAAGCUCAAGGACGUGAAUCGGCAGUUGGAGGACUACCGAAAACUCCAGGCCAACAUGUGA